UGUCAAUAGUAUAUAAAUAUAUACACACUCACACUCUCACACACAGAGACACUCCUGCCCCGCUGUCACUCUGUGUGUGGAUUUGCUUGGAGCAGAUGGUCAAAUAUGACAUUCUCUGGGUGGAUUCUGGCUUUAUGUCUGGUGGCUUUAAAAGGACAAAGCCAUGCAACACAGGCAGAGGAAGGAGCAGGCAGCGAAAGAAAUUGCACCAUAGUGCCUCCAUACUUGCCUCCAACAGCCAUUAACACAACUAGGAGGCUGCAUGAACUGAGAGCAGUCAUGAAAACACACAGCAUCUCUGCCUACAUUAUACCUGGAACAGAUGCCCACCUGAGUGAGUACAUUGCCCCCCGAGAUGCCAGGUUGGCCUGGAUGUCUGGUUUCACUGGUUCUUCAGGCACGGCAGUUGUGACCCAAGACAAAGCAGUGUUAUGGACUGACAGUCGCUAUUGGGUUCAGGCUGAGCGCCAGAUGGACUGCAACUGGGAACUGGAAAAAGACAUUUCUAUCUCCAGCAUCACCAAGUGGCUCAUCAAAGAGCUCAAUGAGGAAGAUCAGGUGGGCUUUGAUCCAUUCCUGUUCUCUGUAGACACAUUUGAUGCCUACAACAACAACCUGGCUCCAGCUAAACGGAACCUCACAUCUAUUCCUGAUAACCUGGUGGACCAAAUAUGGGCUACACGGCCAUCUCUUCCUCCUGAUAACCUCACGCGCCUGCCUGAUGACUUCAUUGAGAGAACCUGGCAGAUGAAGGUGGAUCUGAUACGGGCUCAAAUGAUGAACAAUCCCUACAAGCCUACAGCUGUACUGCUCUCAGCUCUGGAUGAAACAGCAUGGCUCUUAAACAUGCGUGGCAAUGACAUCCCCUUCAACCCAUUCUUCUACUCCUACACAUUGCUGACUCUUGAUGAGAUAUGGCUCUUUGUGCACACUAAAAGGCUGACAGAAGAAAUUAAGGUCUACCUGAACUCAUCUUGCACCUUGUCUUACUGCGUACAGCUGUUUGAAUACGAGACUGUCCGAGAGCAUCUCAAGAAGUACCUCACGGAGCCCAGUGUGAGAGUGUGGGUGGGCACGGAGUACACUAACCAGGCCCUGUAUGAGCUCAUCACUCCAGAGGAGAAGCUCCUGCAAAGUGAAUACUCUCCAGUGCUGACCACCAAAGCAAUGAAAGACGAGACUGAGCAGAAAAUCCUUAGAGCAGCUCAUAUAAGAGAUGCUGUAGCAGUCAUGCAGCUCCUAUAUCAACUUGAGAGAACUGUCCCUGAGGGCAUGGAGACAGAGCUUACUGCAGCACAACUCGUCAAUGAGUACCGCAGUAUGCAAAAAUUCAGCAGGGGGCCAAGCUUUGAGACCAUUUCUGCAAGUGGACCUAACGCAGCUCUUGCCCAUUAUAGUCCAUCUAAUGAAACUGCAAGAAAGCUGACCACAGAUGAGAUGUAUCUCGUUGAUUCAGGAGGACAGUACCUUGAUGGUACAACUGACAUUACUCGCACCGUGCACUGGGGUUCACCCACUGAUUUUCAGAAGGAAGCCUUCACAAGAGUGCUUAUGGGAAACAUUGAAAUAUCAAGGACUAUCUUUCCAGCAGGAACUAGAGGUGUCAACAUGGAGAUGCUAGGGCGCAGAGCAUUGUGGGAAGUCGGUCUGAAUUAUGGUCAUGGUACAGGUCAUGGUGUGGGAAACUACUUUGGAGUUCACGAAUGGCCUGUUGGUUUUCAGUCCAAUAAUAUUCCAUUCCAGCAAGGCAUGUUCACAUCCAUUGAACCUGGCUACUACAGAGUGAAUGAAUUUGGAAUAAGGAUUGAGGAUGUUGCUGUUAUUGUUCCAGCUAAAACAAUGUAUGGCAAUAAUUAUCUGACAUUUGACACAGUGUCGCUGGUCCCCUAUGACAGAAAAUUGAUUGACACUUCUCUUCUCAGCCCUGAACAGCUCCAAUGGCUAGACACAUACUAUCUGACCAUCCGGUCUACAAUGGGUCCAGAGCUGAAGAGGCAGGGCCUGACAGAGAUCUAUAAUUGGAUGAUGGACAAUACAGAGCCGUUCCUGAAGACAGGGUCUUCAGCUGCCAUCCCAUCGAUCUCACUACUGCUGCUACUUCUGCCUAUAGCUUUACUGUAGAAUCACCUUCGAAUGUCCCACAGCAUCACUGUAAAAUCACCUAAGAAUGUCCCACAGCUUUACUGUAGAAUCUUGAAAAAAAAAUUGUCCCACAGCUUUAUUGUGCAAUCUCCUAAGAAUGUUACAAAGCUUUACUGUAGAAUCUGUAGAAACCACAUACAGCCACUAAAUCAUUCCUAUCAUUCUGUCCAUAACACAUCUGCCACCACUUCAGCACUACUCUCACAGUGCUGAUCAAGCUCACUUAGGCCAUUUCUGUCCAUCUUUGCUCACUCCCACUUCUUCACCCCUUUUUGUAAUAUUAUCAAACAGCCUAAAUGAAACUGGUAAUUAAAAAUGUCCACUAAGGCUGAAUGAAACAGACUUUUUUAUGGCCUUCAACACAGGAUAAAAGCACAGUAAUUUAAAUUCACUUCUGAGCAGUGAAAGGAGGCAAGAAAAACUGAUGACUCAUACCUGAAAAAGUCGAUUCAAUAUCUCCUGAGUAUUUUUAGCAUUUAACUUACCAUGAUAAUUAACAGAAAUGUGUGUGCAUGUUAGAUUUUUUCCAGUUCAGCAGACCUAGGCUUUUUGUUGUUGCUGUUCCAACCUAAAAUCAACUGCCGUUCUGUUUAUGUGUGUGAUGAAGUUGUUUGUAACGUAUAUGGACAGAGGGGUACAUCUGCUAAUCACUAAUGAUUUGAUAAUUUAUUAAAAUAAGCGUAUUUAAAAUCUG
This is a messenger RNA of Pangasianodon hypophthalmus (striped catfish), 2836 nucleotides long. It is a transcript of the gene xpnpep2, whose product is annotated as X-prolyl aminopeptidase (aminopeptidase P) 2, membrane-bound. Gene Ontology annotation, molecular function: metalloaminopeptidase activity. Lineage: Eukaryota; Metazoa; Chordata; Actinopteri; Siluriformes; Pangasiidae. Bases 106 to 2121 code for a protein of 671 amino acids. The transcript has 21 exons. The record is from RefSeq and is a predicted model, not a curated record.